UGGGAUAUUAAAGUCCAUGUCGGAUACAAAUUAUUCAUCAUAGUCAAGUAGAUUAUAGAUAGAUUCCUUAUCCUAACUUUUACAAAAGCAAAGCUAUCCAAUUCAGCGACCAAAUUGAGCAGGGUGAACACAAAGCCACAAAAUUCAAGUGACGGAGCUGAGAAGUGAGAACCCUGAACGUAAUAAGUGGGAAUAAAAAGAGGAAAAGGGAGAAAAUUAGAUCAUAGAACGUGGAAGAAAGGUAUGGGGUCUUUGAGUUUGAAUCUGAAGGCAUCUGGACCCCAAGGCCCUGGGUUGUUCAGAUCAGGGUCAGGGGUACCGCCAAGGAAGGUGAUGAGGGUGAAAGCUACGAGCGGAGGAGCUAAGUACAAGGGGACGUACAUGAGGGAGAAGCAGCUGGAGGAGAUGAUAGAGAAGAAGGUGAAGGAAGCCAAGGAGGUGUGUGGUGAGGACGAAACGUCCGACGAGUGCAAGGUGGCAUGGGACGAGGUGGAAGAGGUGAGCCAAGCCAAAGCCGAUCUCCGCCUCAAGCUUCAGAAACAACAAGAUCCCCUCGAGUCCUUCUGUCAAGACAACCCCGAAACUGAUGAGUGUCGCAUCUAUGAACAUUGAUUAUAUUCUUCAACUUCUGCAUUCACACCUGUCUUAAUGUUAAUUAAUCACUGUACUUGUAGCAGCACCCAUAUUUGAUGUAACACAAUAAAUGUGUUUGUUUGAUAAUACUAUCUAUUCAAGCAAAAGCAAUCGCCCCUUUACUAUCUAUUCUUGUCUACCACCUUCAGCACUA
This is a messenger RNA of Ipomoea nil (Japanese morning glory), 787 nucleotides long. RefSeq names its product calvin cycle protein CP12-3, chloroplastic. The transcript has a single exon. Gene Ontology annotation, cellular component: chloroplast. Lineage: Eukaryota; Viridiplantae; Streptophyta; Magnoliopsida; Solanales; Convolvulaceae. Gene Ontology annotation, biological process: negative regulation of reductive pentose-phosphate cycle. The record is from RefSeq and is a predicted model, not a curated record. The coding region runs from base 244 to 612 and encodes 122 amino acids.